GUGUCACCAUCCCUCUCUCCUCCUCUCCUCUCAUCCCUCGCUCCUCUCCUCUCUACUAUCUGGAUACACUCUCCUGAUCAUCACAUGACAGAAAAAGAAGAAGUGAAGAAAGGAUAGUCCAUUUUUUCCUCUCUCUCCUCCUCUGUUUGGAUCCUUACUGCCUUGUCUCUUUUUUUGGAAUGAUGCCUCUUCUUUGAAGAAGGAUUUUUUUUUCUUGAAGUGGGGAUUUUUGUGGCGGGGUGUGAGUGUGAGUGGUUGCUGUGGGGAACUGGCGGAUACUAAAUCAUGGCUCAUGCAGCUUCUCAGCUGAAGAAGAAUAAAGACUUGGACAUUAAUGCAGCAGAGGACGAGAAAGAUCAAAAAAGGAAGAUUAGAAAACAGUCCCGUGACCAAAAGAAGAAGUCGGACAGUAAUGCGAGUUACUUGCGGGCAGCGAGGGCUGGUAAUCUGGAGAAGGCCUUGGACUACUUAAAGAGCGGAGUUGAUAUCAACAUCUGCAACCAGAAUGGCCUGAAUGCUUUGCACCUGGCAUCUAAAGAAGGUCAUGUGGAGGUGGUGUCAGAACUCCUCAAACUGGGGGCUAGCGUCGAUGCAGCUACCAAGAAAGGAAACACGGCUCUGCACAUCGCCUCGCUAGCCGGCCAGACAGACGUGGUUCGAGAACUGGUGACCAGCAGUGCCAAUGUUAACGCUCAGAGCCAGAAUGGCUUCACACCGCUCUACAUGGCGGCUCAGGAGAACCAUCUGGAUGUGGUGCGAUUCCUUCUGGAGCAUGGAGCCAGCCAGAGUAUCGCCACAGAGGAUGGCUUCACCCCUCUGGCGGUGGCACUACAGCAGGGUCAUGACCAGGUUGUGUCUCUACUGCUGGAGAACGACACUAAGGGGAAGGUUCGUCUGCCCGCGCUCCACAUCGCCGCCCGCAAGGACGACACCAAAUCUGCAGCCCUGCUGCUGCAGAACGACCACAACGCUGACGUGGAGUCCAAGAUGAUGGUGAAUAGGACAACAGAGAGUGGCUUUACUCCGCUCCACAUCGCAGCUCACUAUGGAAACAUAAACGUGGCUACGUUACUGCUCAACAGAGGCGCAGCGGUGGAUUUUAUGGCCAGGAAUGACAUCACUCCACUGCAUGUAGCAGCUAAGAGAGGAAAUGGCAACAUGGUGAAGCUUCUUCUGGACCGAGGAGCAAAGAUUGAUGCCAAGACCAAGGAUGGGUUGACUCCUCUCCACUGUGGCGCACGAAGUGGCCACGAACAGGUGGUUGAGAUGCUCUUGGACAGAGGAGCGCCGAUCCUGUCCAAAACCAAAAACGGCCUGUCACCCCUACACAUGGCUACCCAGGGCGAUCACCUCAACUGUGUUCAGCUACUGCUCCACCACGAUGUGCCCGUGGACGACGUGACCAACGACUACCUGACCGCUUUGCACGUGGCCGCACACUGCGGACACUACAAGGUGGCUAAAGUGAUCGUGGACAAGAAGGCCAACCCCAACGCCAAGGCAUUGAAUGGUUUCACUCCACUUCACAUUGCCUGUAAGAAGAACAGAGUGAAGCUGAUGGAGUUGCUACUGAAACAUGGUGCAUCACUGCAGGCUGUUACUGAGUCGGGGUUGACACCGAUCCACGUGGCAGCUUUUAUGGGCCAUGAGAACAUAGUGAAGCAGCUAACACAUCAUGGAGCAUCACCAAAUACAGCCAAUGUGAGAGGCGAAACUGCACUGCACAUGGCAGCUAGAGCAGGACAAGUUGAUGUGGUUAGAUAUCUGCUACAGAACGGAGCUAAGGUUGAGAUAAAGGCCAAGGAUGACCAGACGGCGCUGCACAUCUCCAGUCGUCUGGGAAAAAUGGAGAUUGUGCAGCAACUGUUACAGAAGGGGGCGUCGCCCAACGUGGCCACGACAUCUGGGUACACACCCCUUCACCUCGCAGCACGCGAAGGGCAUCAGGAGGUCGCCACACUGCUGCUGGAACAAGGAGCAUCCCUGUCUGCAGCAACCAAGAAGGGUUUUACUCCACUACAUGUGGCUGCCAAAUAUGGCCAGAUAGAGGUGACCAACCUACUGCUGCAAAAAAGAGCAGCACCAGACACAGCAGGAAAGACUGGACUAACUCCGCUGCAUGUAGCUGCUCACUAUGAUAACCAGAGAGUCGCUCUGCUACUGCUAGACCACGGGGCAUCACCACACGCUGCAGCCAAGAAUGGUUACACUCCUCUCCACAUUGCUGCUAAGAAGAACCAGCUGCAGAUAGGGGCCACGCUGCUAGAGUACGGCGCAGAGACCAACGCCGUGACCCGCCAGGGCAUCAGUGCCCUGCAUCUGGCGGCGCAGGAGGGUAGCGUGGACCUGGUGUCCCUGCUUCUCACCAAACAUGCCACUGUCAACAUGGGCAACAAGAAUGGGCUGACACCACUACACUUGGCUGCUCAAGAGGACAGAGUGGGCGUGGCCAAAGUGCUUCUCAAUCAUGGGGCGGAGGUCGAUGCCCACACAAAGAUGGGCUACACUCCGUUACACGUGGCCUGUCACUAUGGCAACAUGAAGAUGGUCAGUUUCUUGUUAGAGAAUCAGGCCAAGGUCAACAGCAAAACAAAGAAUGGGUACACAACUUUACACCAGGCAGCACAGCAGGGCCACACCCACAUAAUUAAUAUGCUACUUCAGCAUGGCGCCUCAGCCAAUGAGCUCACAGUUAAUGGGAACACAGCUCUGUCUAUAGCUCGCAGACUCGGUUAUAUUUCAGUGGUUGACAUGCUGAGAGGAGUCACUGAUGACAAUCUCACUGCUAUGCCCCCGGUGACAGAAAAACACAAGAUUAAUGUCCCGGAGACCAUGAACGAGUUCCUUGACAUGUCGGACGAUGAGGGUGAGGAUGCGAUGACCGGGGAAACGGAGAAGUAUCUGCGGCCGCAAGACCUGAGGGAACUCGGUGAUGACUCGCUCCCGCAGGACGGCUGCAUGGGCUUCAGCAUAGGAGCGCGCUCUGCCAGCCCCAGGAUCAGCUCGGAGAGAUCCAACACUCUGAACAGAACGUCGUUCGCGAAGGACAGUAUGAUGAUUGAAGAGCUCCUCGGACCAACUAAAGACACGGGUGUCUUUAAAGAUAUUUCCUACAUGGUGGAUCCUCAGAAUAAGCAUCUCACUGUAACACGUGACAAUGAGUGUUUGAGGCGUUACAGCUGGACCCCGGACACGGUGGAUCAUGCACCCAAUACCGUGUCAAGCCCUGUCCACUCUGGGUUCCUUGUGAGCUUCAUGGUGGAUGCCCGGGGCGGAUCCAUGAGAGGAAGUCGUCACGAUGGCAUGCGCAUCAUCAUCCCACCCAGGAAGUGUCCUGCACCCACGCGAAUCACCUGCCGCCUCGCCAAGCGUCACCGGUUGGCAUACCCACCCCCCAUGGUGGAGGGGGAGGGGCUUGUCAGCAGACUGGUGGAGGUGGGGCCAGCCGGAGCUCAUUUCCUUGGGCCGGUCAUCGUGGAGAUCCCCCAUUUUGGCUCAAUGCGCGAGAAAGAGCGCGAGCUGAUCAUUUUGCGGAGCGACAAUGGCGACACGUGGAAGGAGCAUCACUAUGACUGCCGCGGUGAAGACCUCCUCGCGCUGCUCAACGGCAUGGACGAGGAGCUCGACAGCCCUGCUGAGCUGGAGAAGAAGCGCAUCUGUCGGAUCAUUACGAAGGAUUUCCCACAAUACUUUGCAGUGGUGUCUCGUGUUAAGCAGGAGAGUGACCACAUGGGGCCAGAGGGUGGCAUCCUGACCAGCGAGGCCGUUCCCAUGGUGAGGGCGGUCUUUCCUCCCGGCGCUCUCACCAAGAAGAUCCGCGUUGGCCUGCAGGCUCAGCCAGUACCGGAGGAACUCGCUCGCAACACGAUGGGUAACCGUGCCUCCUUCAGCCCCAUCGUUACCGUGGAACCCAGGAGGAGAAAGUUCCACAAGCCCAUCACCAUGACGAUCCCCGUGCCACCUAGAGUGAAGGAGGCGGCGGUUAAUGGACGUAAAGGUGACCCCGCCCCCUGUCUGAGACUGCUCUGCAGUAUAACAGGUGGUACAUCACCAGCUCAGUGGGAGGAUAUCACUGGUACUACUCCCCUCUCCUUUGUCACUGACUGCGUCUCAUUUACUACAAAUGUAUCAGCAAGAUUCUGGCUGGCAGACUGUCAGCAGGUGAGUGAGAUCGUGUCCCUGGGGACAUCUCUCUACCGGGAGCUGAUCUGCGUGCCGUACCUCGCCAAGUUUGUGGUGUUCGCCAAGACCAUCGACGCUGCGGAGGCGCGGCUGCGUUGCUUCUGCAUGACCGACGAUAAGGUGGACAAAACCCUGGAACAGCAGGAGAACUUCGAGGAGGUGGCCAGGAGUAAAGACAUCGAGAUCCUGGAGGGCAAGUCGAUCCACGUGGACUGUUAUGGCAACAUGGCUCCACUCGGCAAGAGCAACCAGCAACUCAUCUUCACCUUCUACGCCUUCAAGGAGAAUCGUCUGCCUUUCAACGUCAAGGUGCGAGACAUGGGGCAGGAGCCCUGCGGGAGACUCUCAUUCCUCAAAGAGCCCAAGAGCACUAAAGGUCUUCCACAGAGUGCCAUCUGCAACCUGAACUUCACACUGCCAGUGCAUAAGAAGGAAAUGGAGUCCGAUCCUGAUGAUGAGAAUGACACCAAAGAACGACGCCAUACCGUUGCUUCGUUAGCGUUACGAAAGCGCUACAGCUAUCUGACCGACCCUGCAUCCAAAACAGCCGAAAGAGGCCACAACGCCGCUCCGAAAGCCCCGUCGCAGCCUUCUGGCUACGCUUACAAGCCUGUCUUUACGACACGCUCCUACCAGGCGUGGUCCACCAGCCCGCCCGGCAGCGCCUGUGCUCAGGCCAAGUCCGGAUUCGGCUCCCUCUCCAGUUCCUCCUCCAACACUCCGUCUGCCUCCCCACUGAGGUCUGUGUGGUCUGUAAACUCUGCCUCCCCCAUCAGAUCAAUCAUCGGAGGCUCACCCGCAUCCUCCAUCAGAUCUGCUAGUGAUGUUGCAUCACCGAUACGCUCCUACAGAACCAUCUCUUCCCCGAUAAAGACAGUUGUGCAGCAGACCCAGUACCCGGUGCAGGCGACUCCGAACCUCUUGUCGUCGCCGGGGAAGAACACCCCCGACUCGGUCGCUGUAAAAGGCCUGGCUACCCUUUCUGCCAGAAACUCUCCAGUGCCUGCUGGAGGCUCAAUUCUAGAAAGAUCUUCCAUUGCUAUGACCCCACCGACUUCACCCAAAUCUUCUCUUAAUGUCUAUAGCUCCAGUUUGCCCUAUAAAUCUGUCAUAACAUCGAAUGCUCCAUCAACUUCCUCCCCCAUUAAAACAGUCCCAGGCCUCUCCUCUAUCAGAACACAUGCGGAUGCUGCCAGCUCUCACAGAGGAUUCCUCAGUUCUCUUUCCUCACCACUGAAAUCCAGCUCAAACUCCAAUGCAUCAGCUCUGAUUAAUGGGACAGCUUCCCCCACUAAAUAUCGUUCCUCCUCCCCUACUCCCCUCCUGUCCGGCAGCUUGCAGGAGAGGAUACAGGCCACAACUAAUGCUGCCACCACCAAUGUGAACGCCGCUUUUGAUGAGGUGGAGAAGACGCUAAACUCCUGUUCUGCAGGCUAUGGCACACUCAAGUCCGUGUCGUCGUCUCCAUCCUCUUCCUACCAGUCCAUUCGGUCCUCUGCCUCCAACUCCCUCUAUGCCUCCCUCAGGUCCCCUCCCAACUCCACCACCUCCGUCACCUGCAGUACGAUCACUGUACCUGUUUAUUCCCUUAUAAAUGUUCUGCCAGAACAUCAGUUUAAAAAGCUUCCUGAUGUCUCAAAGUCGACGGCUGCCCUGCUGUCCCCCAGAAAGACUCUACCCCCAGAAGCCGGUGCCCAAAUGCCGUCCUCCUUCACCAGAACUCUGUCCCCAGUCAAAAUGCCUCUGUUCAUGCCCCCUGCAACCCUCAAGGCCAACUCCUCACCCCCUCUGACAAACAGCCAGGAGAUACUGAAGGAUGUUGCUGAAAUGAAGGAGGAUCUGAUACGAAUGUCAGCCAUUUUGCAAACUGACGCAAGCACCGUGUCCAAAAGCUUCCGGUCUGACUCUCCCAAAGAGCAUAAAAUGGCGGAUGAGGAACCGUAUAGGAUAGUGGAGAAAGUCAAACAAGACUUGGUCAAAGUUAGUGAGAUACUGAGCAAGGAUGUUCUGAGGGAGGGUAAGGCAAACAUGAAAAGUAAUAAGGUUGACGAUGAUAUGGAGGACGAUAUUGACGAGAGCCAACAAAAUGAAUGGAGGUGUCCUCCACGGUAUGAGACAGUGGCGCCUCAAACCAAAAUAAAAAACAUACCUGACAAAGAUUUUAACUUGGCAAAGGUGGUUGACUACAUAACCAAUGACAUUGGCACAAGUUCUCUGUCCAAAAUUGUAGAGGCAAAACAGAGGAAUGAAGAGGUGAGGAGAGAGGGAGAGGAAAAACAGAAACGGGUUUUAAAACCUGCCAUGGCAAUUCAGGAGCACAAGCUCAAAAUGCCCCCCUCAAACAUGCGACCCUCCCCCUCAGAAAAAGAGCUUUGUAAGCUAGCAGAUGCGUUGUUUGGCUCAGAUCUGGUUUUAGACUCUCAGGAGGAUAUCUCUCAUGACCAAGAUAAAAGCCCGCUGUCAGAUAGUGGGUUUGAGACCCGCAGUGAGAGGACGCCCUCGGCUCCCCAGAGUGCCGAGGGAAUGGGGCCCAAAGCUCUGUUUCAGGAUGUACCACCGGUCAUCACUGAAACGCGGACCGAGGUUGUACAUGUUAUACGGAGCUACGAGCCUCCAGAGGACAGUAAAGAGCCUGCAAUGGAGGAGGUUAAAAUGGCGAAGCCUCCAGCACAGUACCUUGACACGGAGCCCAGGUCACCUGGUGGCUCCGUCAAGGACAGAGUAAAAGCCUACCAGUCUAGAACCAGUCCAGAGGAGGACGCAGUGGGUAAAGGCAUGCGGCUUAAAGAGGAGACUCAUAUAACAACUACAACCCGAAUGGUGUACCACAAACCUCAGAGCAAAGAGGCCUCGGAGAGACUUGAAGAAACCAUGUCUGUGCGAGACAUCAUGAAAGCUUUUCAGGCAGGACGAGAUCCAUCUAGAGAUAUAACUGGCUUAUUUGAACAAAAAGGCAGCAGUGAGGGACUCAAUCAGUCGCAGAGGCCGCUGGAUAGAGACUUAAUGCCCAAAGUGGAACGUAUAAUUGAGGUGCACAUUGAGAAAGGGAACAAAACUGAACCAACAGAAGUCAUCAUUAGGGAAACCAAAAACCACCCAGAGAAAGAAAUGUACAUUUACCAAAGUAGCAGUGGCAUGAAAGAGCUUCCAAAUAGGGAAGAAAAGGAGCAACAAGAGGAGGAAGAGCCCAGCGAAUCCCUCCCGACCUAUUUGGACUCUGCCAGAGCAAAAAACACUUUCUUGCAUAAAGAGGACAGGCGGCUCGGUUCUGCCCAGCUAAAUCCUGAUGACGCGUACAAAACUCUGAAACCGGUGGAUUACCGUGCGGAAGAAGCAGCAGAUAUGAAGGGAGAUUCAUACAAAUUUGCAGAGAAAAUGCUGUUCUCCGAGAAAUUGGACUCUUCUCAUUCAGAUUCAGAUGAAUCUGUGAUAGACAGGGCUCGAUACUAUGAAGAGAGAGCACAGGCUGGCUCAGUGAGAGACUUCAUGCUUAAACCUGACAAGCCUGGCAGGUGCUCAAGUGACGAUGAAAGUUAUGACAAGCUAACGCUGCUACAGUAUGACUCUGAUUCCGGUAGUCCAAAAAAAUCCACUUGGAUGAGGGUGUCUGAUGACACAAAGCAGGUUAAAAACAGAGAGAAAAUUACAUAUGAAGACAGAGUAGAAAGGACUGUCAAAGAAGCAGAAGAGAAGCUUAGUGAGGUUUCCCAAUUCUUCCGUGAUAAAACAGAGAAACUGAAUGAUGAGCUCCACUCUCCUGAAAAGAAGAAUCAUAGAUCAAAUGCUCGGGAGACCCGGUCCGGGCCCAGCUCCACCUGCAGCAGCCCUGAGAGAUCUGUCUUUAGGAAUGGAGGGAACAGAGAGGACUGGAGCAGAGACAGAUUUAGAGACAAAUAUGGUGCUCAGGACAGGAAGUGUGCCAGCCUCCCCAGUAGCCCUGAGAGACGCGCUUUGCUUCAGUACAAUGACGAUAAUAAAAAAAAAGGAGAUUGCUCAUCGGUUAGUGGCGUGAGUGAGCCCUCUAAAUAUUUUCUGCCGUCAACAUCCAAUGUAAGAUCGGUUAGAAUGAAAUUUGAAGCCGAAGCUCAAAAACAGAAUAAAGGGCCCCAGAUGGGUCAAACCUCUGACUCUCCAGUAAGGAAGCUACAGGAAAGUAAAUUGCCUAUCUAUCAAGUUUUUGCGGGGGGUAAUCUUCAGAACUCUCAUCAAGGUGAGCACAGCCCAAAGAAAGUUCUAGACAGUGAGAGUGGGCCAAGUUAUAAUGUCAGGAGAGCUCAAGCACUUACUCAAAAUCAGCAAAGUGAGAGAAAUAGAAACGUGUCUGACAACACCACCCCAAAACAUCAGAAAAGUGUAGAUAAAGAUAGAAAGGUUUACAAAACCUGGGAAAGCCAAGGCAAUGGUCACUAUAAAGCUCCAAAGUCAAAAAUGUCUCCCACAUUUGUUGAAGAUUCUCUUCCUGACAGUGAAGAUAAUGGAAAUUCAACAAAAGCAGAAACAACCAAAAAGAUUAUAUACACAGAGCUAGUGAUCCGAGAAGACACCAGCAGCGCUGACCAAUACAAUGCUUCUCUAAAAAAAAACUCGGAAUCACAAAUUCCUGUUAGGGUUUCAUCCAGUUUUAUAGACCAUCACCAGAGUAGCACAUUAAAGUUAGAUUCAUCUGUUAAAUCUGAUGGAGCAGGGCCCCACAUAUCAACGUUAGCUAGAAACAAGCAUCACUGUAGGUCUGAUGCAAGCAAAUCAUCCAGUGAUUUGUCGUCAGUAGCGAGCACUAACAUAGUCUGUAAUGGUGUUGAAAGUGACCAAAUUGAGUACAUCGAAAGAGUGACCCCAAGUGUCACUGCAGACAUUAAACCGCUACCAGUUUAUGUCAGCAUUCAAGUAGGCAAACAGUAUGAGAAGGAGACGGCUACCGGACAACUUGGCACCUACAAAAAAGUGGUUAGUCAUGAGAGUCGAACAGUGCAUGAGACGAGAGGAGCAUUUUACAAUGUCAAACAGAAACCGCAAACCUCUCCCCAGGGCAGCCCAGAGGAUGAUACUCUAGAGCAGGUGACUUUCAUGGACAGCUCUGGACGGAGUCCUGUCACUCCUGAGACACCCAGCUCUGAAGAUGUUAGCUAUGACCUCAAUUCCAGAGCACCAGAUUCUGUAAUUGGUUCUAUGACAGGCAUGCCCAGCCCAAUCCCAGAGGAGUCAGAGGAAGAGGAGCAGCCCAAGACCUUCAUCUUCAGGGAAAUACCAGCAGAGAAAGCCAAACCUGCCAGUCUACCCGAGUCUCCGAAAGGGAACCAUGACUCACCUGGAAAAGUAGCAAAAGAUAAACGGGUGGCUUACAUCGAGUUUCCUCCACCUCCACCCCUAGAGGCUGAUCAGUCUGACCUCGAAAAGAAGGGAUCAUGCCCCUCUUCUGAGGCAGAAACAGAAAUGAUGGAGGUGAACCUCCAAGAGGAACAUGACCGGCACCUCCUCGCUGAACCUGUGAUCCGAGUCCAGCCACCAUCUCCUCUCCCACCUGGAGCUGACAAUGGCGAUUCCAGCGAUGAUGAGUCUGUCUUUCAGCCCAUUCCCCUCAAGAAAUACACCUUCAAAAUGGCAGAGGAGGGCGAAAAACACGCCAAACCUCGGAAACCGGAGAGGAAUGGUUCCCAUAACAAAGAGUCAAAUGCGAAUGGUGUCAUCAAGGGAGAUGAGGCGGACCUCGAACAGAAUGGCAACGAUCAGUCUAUUACUGACUGCUCAAUAGCAACAACUGCUGAAUUUUCUCAUGACACUGAUGCUACAGAGAUAGACUCCCUGGAUGGAUAUGAUUUGCAGGAUGAGGAUGAUGGGUUAAGUGACCCAAAAACUUCCAGUCUGUCUAAUGACGGAAAGACGGGCGAGCGUUCCUUCAGCCAGAGUAAACUGGAGGUAAUUGAAGAGGAGAGCACCCCAAAUGAAGAGGCUGGAGAAAAAGUGCUAUCCACAAGCAACUUAUCAGGCCAAAAAUCAGAGGAUGAUAAAGAUCGGGAGACUAUCUACUCCUUGGAGGGAAGGCACCCUGACAGGCAAGGCUGUGCUGAAAAUUAUUUCAGCUACAAGCUCGAGGAGGAACUAAAUACCACUUUCAAAACUGUGGCAACUAAAGGCUUGGACUUUGACCCAUGGUCAAGCAAAGGGGGGGAGGAAGGAGUGUUUGAUGCUAAAGGCAAAGAUGAUGAUCCAAAGCCUUAUGGUUUGUCAGUGGAGGACAAGUCACAAGCUACCACACCUGACACCACUCCAGCCCGAACGCCAACCGAUGAGAGCACUCCAACUAGCGAGCCCAACCCUUUCCCCUUCCACGAGGGCAAGAUGUUUGAGAUGACCCGCAGUGGUGCUAUUGACAUGAGCAAGCAGGACUUUGUUGAGGAGAGGCUUCAGUUUUUCCAGAUUGGUCCACAGAGCCCGUGUGACAGAACAGAUCUUCGCAUGGCUAUCGUGGCAGAUCACCUGGGACUCAGCUGGACAGAGUUGGCUCGAGAGAUGAAUUUCUCAGUGGAUGAAAUCAAUCACAUUCGCACAGAGAACCCCAACUCCCUCACUGCCCAGAGCUUUAUGCUUCUGAAGAAGUGGGUGAGAAGAGAUGGGAAAAAUGCCACCACGGACGCGCUGACUGCAGUCCUGACCAAAGUGAACCGGAUGGAUAUUGUCACUCUGCUGGAAGGGCCCAUAUUUGACUAUGGUAACAUUUCAGGCACCAGAAGUUUUGCAGAUGAUAGCGCUGUGUACCAGGAGAAAGCGGAUGGUAAAGUUUAG
This is a messenger RNA of Electrophorus electricus (electric eel), 10962 nucleotides long. The record is from RefSeq and is a predicted model, not a curated record. Lineage: Eukaryota; Metazoa; Chordata; Actinopteri; Gymnotiformes; Gymnotidae.